AUGACGACUCGGGCUGGUGCGACCACCACCACGACGUACCAAACGUACGCGUUGCCACCCCGACCGGCAACACCCAUCAUCCUCUCGGCCAUGGCCAGUCCGUUCCAGCCGUCCUCACCGAUGGGGAUCGCUCCGACCUCCGCGACGAUGGAUCAACCGACCGCGCAAGACUGGUAUAUCCUGCGCUCGCUGCAUCAACAGAUCUACGCCUACCAGCACGCCCUCUUUCGUCCCCACGAUGGCGCACCUGCCAUAGCCCCGGUCCCGAUGCACGUUGCGAUCCCACCUCCCCCCUUUGCGCUGCCCAGUGGGUCGCCGCCGCCUCUGCCAUCCGGGCCACUGCCCACCAACCUCGAUUCGCCCCCCUUUGCCCCAGGACUCACACCGGGCAUGGAGAUGGGGAUGCAAGCCCCGCCCGAACAGCAGCAACCACAGAUCUCGCAACUGCAGCCCACUAGAACGCGCAAGAUCAGCAAGAGCAAGAAGAGGCUCGAGAAGCAGCUCAAGCAAGGCCUUCUGCGGCGCAAGCAGUUGCAGCAGGAGAACCUCUUGCUCAACUACGACAGCAACUCUACCCCGACAGCCAAUAAAUUACUACCUGUAUCAUCGACUACCAUCGUCCCGCCGGCUAUUUCCGAGACUGCCACUCGUGCUUCGGGUUCGACACCCGCCCCGGCUCUCGGUUUACCCUCGACGGAUUCGACCCCUGUGGUCCCACUAGCAGAGGAGGCACUGCCAGUAGGAGGUUCACCUCUGAGCACUGCCUCUGAUGACCAAGUCCGCUCGGAAGAAGUACUCAGGGCUAUGCUCAAAGGCGGUCUGGCACGUUCCAAGGUACCUUCGACGAAGCUGCCUGCGACCACAUCGAAUUCUGCGACAUCAUCCCUGCCCCCCAAUUUGUCGACGACCCAAGCGGGCAACGAGAACGCUGCAAUCGCCAACGGCGCCAAGGACAAAGGCAAAGGUAAGGCCUCACCGCAGGAGAUUGAGGUCAUCACUCUGGACGAUGACGAUGAUGAGAUCGAAGAGGGCGAGAUCCCCGUCGAUCCGGUUGAAAGGCGCAAGAGCCUGACCACGCAAUCAUCUACGGCGAAGAAGACGACGGCGGUCCCCAUUCCGAUUCCGUUCCCUCCGCCUCGACCCAAAAAGAGGCGAAAGUCGUUUGAGGUUGAGAUUGAAGACAUGGGUGAGUCGCCCCCGCGCGGCGAUUUCGAAUACGAUCAGGUCCCGAGAGGUCCGAGGGUGAGAUUCGUUCUUUCUUUCCUGGUCCCCCUGCUUUCCACGUCCCCUCGACUGACGUAUUCGCUCAGCACCGAAUCAACUCUUCUCAUCAGGGUUAUGACCCAGCUACCUCCCCUUCCUCUCAUGUGAUCAUGGCCUCUCCUCCCCCUCUCCUCGCUCCUUCUUGGCCCUCGAGGAUGUACGAUCGAUGGGCUGACCAGGAACCGGGUGAAGUGGUGCGCCCAAGCUACGAGUCCUCACAGCCGCUGUCGAAGUCGCUACCAUGGUAUCCGCCCCAGCUGCCGGCGCCGCCAUCGCCACCACCGCAACAGCACAACCGCAUCGAGCGGCCUCCUCAGUUCCAGCAAUCUUCGCAGCAGCAGCUCCCUCCUCAGCGGCCAUCUCCGUCGCAUCCGCCGCCGCCACCGCACGACGACCUGGCGCACAGUGAAUUCGAGCGUAAGUCGAGUUCUUCGAUCAAGACUUCUUGUGCCACCGUGCGGUCAUUAGGGAUGACAAGCGCAUGGAGUCUGACUUUGUGGGGUAAUCGUAUUGUUUCUUCCUUCUUUUCCCCAUGCCAUGUUUGGUUGUACAGGCGAGUCGUACCCUCGAUACCGAACUCCUUCGGGUGAACGGAAGCGAACGCGGUCACCUCCGACUGUGCCACCUACCGCAUUUGCUUACGAUCCUCGUCUUUCGAAAAUGGGCUCGGUCCUUCCCGAGCACACUCCGCCGCCGUCGAUGCCGCCCCCACCACCGCCACAGUUUUCGUACCCACCCCCACCACUUCCUUCCUUCUCGCAUCCGCCUCCCUACCUGCAACAGUAUCAGCAACAGUAUCAUCAGCAACCGCAGUCGCAACAGUUUCCGCACCCGCACGCGCUUCUGCAUCUAUACCCCCCACCUUUCCCAUCUCCCUCUCCCUCCCCAGCUCCGUAUCAGUACCCUUAUCAACCCUCGCCUGCUCCCGCUGCCCCCCAUCCUAGCCACCCCUACCAUGGCUACGAACCUCCCCCUCCCCAAGGGUCUUCUCAUCUUCAUCCCCAACAGUUUCACCCGGGCCAGGCUGGCCUUCCUCCUCCUUCCUCUUACUUGCUCGAUCCACGACCUCCUCCCGGCUUCUACGGAACGAAUUCUCGACCUCCCUUCUGA
Molecule: messenger RNA, 2373 nt
Organism: Microbotryum saponariae
Lineage: Eukaryota; Fungi; Basidiomycota; Microbotryomycetes; Microbotryales; Microbotryaceae
Source: the annotation of a GenBank genome assembly